Trichoderma harzianum CBS 226.95 is the source of this 1401-nucleotide messenger RNA. RefSeq lists its product as hypothetical. Bases 294 to 1223 code for a protein of 309 amino acids. The transcript has 3 exons. Lineage: Eukaryota; Fungi; Ascomycota; Sordariomycetes; Hypocreales; Hypocreaceae. Gene Ontology annotation, cellular component: peroxisome. The record is from RefSeq and is a predicted model, not a curated record.
AAACAUCUCAAUAGAAGCGUAGAAAAAAAUCUGCAAGAUUAUCAGAUCAUCUAAUCUCUGAAGCGCCACCCGGAGAUGAGUUCGCGGGGUUGCUCGGCUGCCGAUCUCGUUUUCCCGGCUGGAGCUUUUCCCCACAGGCGUUGCCUCGGCUUGAAGUUGAGUGACCGAGACUCACCUUGUCCAUUCCAUCAUUUAAGUCCGCCAGCAUCCCCAAUCUUUUUUCCACCUGCAUUUGCAUCUGUAUCCGCUUCCUCUUAAUACCAAUUUGGCCUCUCUGAUUAAAAGCAUUCACAAUGUCUGGACCUGGCGUCGGCUUCGAGUAUCCUCCUCAGUCCGUUUCUUGGCUGAAGCGCGAUGUGCUGCUCUUCGCAAACUCUAUCGGCGCUACUGCUGACGAGCUUCACUUCCUCUACGAACUCCACCCCAACUUUGCCGUCUUCCCUACUUACCCUGUCAUCCUGCCUUUCAAGGGCGACACACAGGAAGUGAUUGACUUCUACGCCUCCCAGAAGAAGAUCAAGGUCCCCGGCGUUCCCGACUUCGACUCCCGCCGCGUCGUCGACGGCCAGCGAAAGAUUGAGUUCCUCAAGCCCCUGCCCGUCUCCUCCGAGGGCCACAAGUUCGAGAUCCGCCAAAAGGUCCUCGGCGUCUAUGACAAGGGCCGCCCCGGCUCCGUCGUCGACACCCAGCUCGAGCUCGUCGAUGCCAACACCAACGAAGUCUACACCCGUCUCUUCGGCAGCGCCUUCUACGUGGCCCAGGGCAACUGGGGCGGUCCCAAGGGCCCUGCCACCGAGAACUUUCCCCCUCCCAAGGACAAGAAGCCCGACUGGGUGCUGGAGAACCAGAUCUCCAGGGAGGCUGCCCACCUGUACCGUCUGAAUGGCGACUACAACCCCCUGCACGCCACCCCCGAGCCUGGCGUCAAGAUGGGCUUCCCUGGCGCCAUCAUGCACGGUCUGUAUUCGUGGAACUCUACCGCUCAUGCCAUCCUCAAGGCUGUAGGCGGCAGCGAUCCUGCCAAUCUCAAGGAGUACCAGGCCCGUUUCGCCAGCCCCGUGCUGCCCGGUGACAAGCUCAUCACCCAGGUUUGGAGGACAGGAGAGAAGAAGGGAGAGUUUGAAGAGAUUCGGUUUGUUGUUGCUGUCGAGGGCGGAAAGGUGUGCUUGAGCAACGGCCGUGCCUUGGUCAAGAUUCUGGGAGACAUCAAGGGAAAGCUGUAAAUUGUAUAAUAAUGUGCCGUUUUGAUGACUGAUUUUGGAGAGACCCCGCGAUGGGUCCUUUAGCGAAACAAUGAAUUUAACACGCUUCUGCGUAUCCUUGAAGGGAAAAUGGCUGUAUGAUGAAUUCAAUUGUCAGAUUAGUGAACCAAUUAAUGUAUAAAAAAAAAAGAGAAAUCGU